AUGGCCGUCGUCUCCCCUCCCGACCAGGCAAGCCUCCUGUCGGCCGUCCUUCCCGCCCUCCCAGCCGCAGCAGCAUCAACCCAGCCCGCCCUCCAGGUCCUCCCUCUCCUCUCCCCCAUCCUCCGGCAACGAGUCCAGCUCCUCUCCGCCUCUAGCACAGAACCAUGGCUCCGUCUCCUGUGCUACGACGCCGCCAAGGCCGCCAAGCUGGCUGACAUUGCCCGCGGCCCGACGCUCGAGCCGCACCCAGUAUCCGGCGAGGUCGAGGUCGACUGGGGGUACGACUCGGAAACCCGCUACAGGCGGCUCGACCAGGAGACGCUGCAGGCCCUCGUUGCCCUGCCAGAGCUAGGACUCGCCUUCAACCUGGUCUACUGUGUAAACGACAAGGAGGGCGGCGGCGACGGCUGGCGCAUCGGCGAGGUCACCGUUGCAGACAAGCCCACGCCCUUCUCCCAGUUUGGCGGCGCGUCGACCAUCGCCGAAGCAGAGAGGCAGUUCAACGACAAGGAAGCCAAGGAAACCAAGGCCAGAGACACGCUCCGGGUAAACGGCGCAACCGCAAAGUCCACGCCCGCGGGCGAUGUUGACGACGACGACGACGACUACUGGGCGCGGUACGACGCAACGCCCGCCAGAACACCAGCCAGCCAUCGCAGCCCCGCGCCAAACACCGGCAGCGCAACGCUCUCCCACCACCGGCAGCCCGACGCUCUUCGAUCGGUAGCUGAAGACGACUACUUUGCGCAGUACGACGGCGUGCAGCCCGCCAUGGACAACCACGACCCCGACGAAGAGGCCCAGGCGGCGCGGCUCACGGGAUCCCCCGGCUGCUUCCAGCAGAACCCCGCGCCCGCCUGGGUGAAUGGAAACGGCGGGAUCCAGCACGGCCUGUCCAAUGCUGAGAUCGGGUUGCAGCAGCCCCGACCCGAGUCGAGCGCCUCGUCCAAUGGCUCCCUUACCGUCGCCAAGCUUGAAGAGACGGCGGGUAGGCAGGAGAAGAAUGAGUUUGGGGUGAAGCAGCAUGUUUCGCGUAGCAUACGCAGCCUGUACAUGCUCUCCAAGGCUAGUGGCAUAGAUAGGGACGAGUUUGAGAGGCUUGUGAAGACGGAGCUCGAUUUGCUUGGCAUGAUGGAUGAGGGAGAAUGA
This is a messenger RNA of Metarhizium album ARSEF 1941, 1149 nucleotides long. RefSeq lists its product as uncharacterized. NCBI's taxonomy places the organism in Eukaryota, Fungi, Ascomycota, Sordariomycetes, Hypocreales, Clavicipitaceae. Bases 1 to 1149 code for a protein of 382 amino acids. The transcript has a single exon. The record is from RefSeq and is a predicted model, not a curated record.